This is a messenger RNA of Linum tenue, 1605 nucleotides long. The record is from the annotation of a GenBank genome assembly. Lineage: Eukaryota; Viridiplantae; Streptophyta; Magnoliopsida; Malpighiales; Linaceae.
AAAAAUUGAGUUGGUGGCGCCUGAUUCCUCGUGCUUACCUUCUCCCAAAAUUUUUAUUUGGUGCGACUAUUAGGUGUAACGGCCCAUUUGAAAACCGUCACCCCUACUUUAUUAUGUCGUUAUUAAAAAAAGGUGGAAACGUUUGUCCAUUUGGCCGUGAAAUCAAGCAAAGAUCUUGCUACUGAUUUUCCCCCUCUCCCGGCGGUGAAAGGAAUAGGCCGAUGGCGGCGACGACUACUACCACUGCCGAUCCGGAGACCAAGAAGGUAGCUUGUGUGAUUGGCGGGACGGGGUUCGUGGCGUCUAGGCUCGUCAAGUUGUUGCUCGAGAAGGGUUAUGUUGUCCGAACCACUGUUAGAGAUCCCGAUAACAAGAAGAGAAUAUCACACCUUCUGCCGCUAAAAGAAUUGGGUGACCUGGAAAUUUUUGCUGCAGAUUUAACCGACGAGGAAAGUUUUGAUGUUCCGAUUGCGGGUUCCCACUUCGUUUUCCUGGUUGCGACUCCGGUUAAUUUUGCUUCUCAGGACCCAGAGAAUGAUAUGAUCAAGCCGGCGGUCCAAGGAGUGGAAAACGUCCUGAAAGCAUGCGUCAAAGCCAAAACGGUGAAAAGGGUCGUCCUAACUUCGUCGGCCGCCGCCGUCACGAUCAACAAGCUGAAGGAGACGGAUUUAGUCUUGAACGAGGAAAACUGGACCGACGUCGAGUUCCUAACUGCAGAAAAGCCUCCAACUUGGGGGUAUCCUGUUUCGAAGACACUUGCCGAGAGGGCAGCCUGGAAAUUUGCUGAAGAAAACAACAUUGAUCUGGUCACCGUCAUUCCUUCUCUCGUCGCCGGCCGUCCUCUGACGGUUGAUACUCCUAGCAGCAUUAAUCUGGCCGUCUCCUUACUCACAGGGAACGAGUUCCUCAUCAACGGGCUUCAGGGCAUGCAAAUGUUGUCGGGUUCCAUCUCGAUCACCCACGUCGAGGAUGUCUGUCGCGCCCAUGUCUUCGUCGCCGAGAAGGAAUCCGCCGCCGGCCGGUUCAUCUGCUGUGCUGCCAACACCAGCGUUGUCGAGCUGGCCCAUUUCCUCAAGGCCCGAUAUCCACAGUACAAUGUCCAUACAGAUCUUGAAGGUUUGGUGAUUUUCCGGAGAAGGCGAAGCUAAGAAUCUCGUCGGAGAAGCUGGUCGGAGAGGGAUUCAGUUUCCAGCAUGGAUUGGAAGAGAUCUACGAUGAAACCGUCGAGUACUUCAAAGGUAUAGGUGUUCUGAAGUGAGGCAAAGGCAGAAUGGGAGAUUGUGCGCGCUGUCGAGGAUGAUUAAGCGACAUCGGUUUGGGUUGAAUUUGAGACAAGAUGACAAUUAUUGUGUUAUUAUGGUGUUUUCUCUUUUCUUUUCUGUUGAGGAGAUUUUAAUAUCUUUGUUGAGCAUUUGUGUUCGAUAAAAUAAAAUGGCUUUAUGAAGCUUAACCAUUGUAGUGAUUCUUAAUUAUUCAUUUAUUAAGGAUCACUCGGUAAUUUCCUCCUUAUUCCGGGUAGCCUGUGUAUCGGAAUUUAGGGUUUGUGUUUCGGAUAUAAAAAGUUAAAAACCUAAUGUACUGGCCGCAGAACUUAAGAGAGAAGAG